CCUCCGUAUCCCUUGCAGUGCCUGAACAUGGUGUUCCUCCUGGCCGCCGUGUACUUUAUGUUCCUGCCCAGCAUCUACCUGGUCUUUGCCCUGGUCCUGUACGAGGGGCUGCUGGGGGGUGCCGGCUACGUGAACACCUUCCACAACAUCAGCCUGGAGAGCCCGCCGGAGGAGCGGGAGUUCGCCAUGGGUGUGGGCUGUGUGGCCGACACCCUGGGCAUCUCGCUGGCUGGAGCCGCCGCGUUCCCCGCCCACGACUACUUCUGCCGCCUGCCCUGAGCUGGCCUGGGCUCCGGCCCCCCCCCCCGCUGGGCUCCAGGGCCCCCCCUGCUGGGAUAUGCCUCCCCGGCUGGUCUCUGGGCCGCCCCCACUGGUCUCCGGGCCCCCCCCGGGCUCCACGUGCGCCCCAGCUGGCCCGGUGCUGCUGGCCCUCCAGCCUGUCUCUGCCUCAGGGGCUGGGAGGGGCUGAGGGUGCAGGGGCUGCUAUGGAGCUGGUGGGGG
Messenger RNA from Chelonoidis abingdonii (Abingdon island giant tortoise), 501 nucleotides. The record is from RefSeq and is a predicted model, not a curated record. Lineage: Eukaryota; Metazoa; Chordata; Testudines; Testudinidae.